UUUUUCACAAAAAAAUUAGCGGUCCUUUUAACAGUAAUGAUUGUUAGAUGUCUAUGAGCUUUACUCAGUAAUAAUAUUAUUACUACAACAACUGCAAAAAAUUAGCCGAACAAACUGAUCGUAAAUGAAUGAUAUUAAACAACUGAACUUCGCGACAACUGAGCAAAUUCCAUUCGCUGAUGAGGGUCGUGAGUUUUCGAAAAAGGCAGGGGCUGGCAUUAGGUGUGUGCUGUCAGCUGCCUGGCAGAGGGACCCCUUCAGCCUACUAUUGAAGAGUUUCUGCAUUGCUGUCAUUCCUGCAGGGGGUAGCUGAUAGCACCACUGAAAGAUGGCAGGAGGAAUCUUCACCAAUUUGGACGGUCAGUGUAAUGUGGAUUGUACCAAUGUCCACCCACUGAUGUGUCACAUGUGUCAUGAGCAGUACCAGUCCCCAUGUCUGUUGGACUGCUACCACAUCUUCUGUGCCCGCUGCCUACGAGGCCGGACCAAUGACAGCCGUCUCACCUGCCCCCUCUGUGGAUAUCCAUCCAUAGUAAAAGGGAAUAACACCCUUCCACCAGAAGACCGUCUGCUGAAGUUCCUUGUUGACAACAAUGCAGACACUGAGGAGACAGUGCAGUGUGCCAACUGUGACCAGGAAAGUAACAAAAAGGACACAGGGAUGAUGUACUUCUGUAACACUUGUAGCCAGCCACUGUGCGGCGCCUGCAGGGAGCUGACUCAUAAGGCCAGAAUGUUUUCCCACCAUGAGAUUGUGUCCUUGGCCAAACGCACUAAGGCCAAACACAGGAAGUGCUCUCUCCACGACGAGCCCUACAUCCUAUUCUCAACAGAAAAUAAGUCUAUGCUUUGUAUCAAGUGCUUCAGAGACAUGCAAGUGGAGAGUCGGACUCACUGCAUUGAUAUUGAGACGGCUUACAUGCAGGGGUGUGAGAUGUUGGACCAGGCUGUGCUGGUGGUGAAGGAUCUGCAGACUUCGGCUCGAGAGGCAAUCGUUCUGCUGAGAGCGAUGAUAGGAGAAGUGUGUCUAAAUGUGGAGGAAGAAGAGAGUGCAAUCUGCAGUCUGUUCAACAGCUUGCAGGAGAAACUAGCAGAGAGGAAGAAAAUUCUUCUGAGAGCAGCUCAGAGUCAACACGAAGAGAAGGAGAAAGCACUAAAGGAACAACUCUCACACCUUACCGCCCUAUUACCAACCCUCCAGGUUCACCUCGUCACCUGUUCGGCCUUCCUCAGCUCAGCCAACAAGUUUGAGUUUUUGGACAUGGGCUACCAACUAAUGGAGCGACUGAAGAGGAUUGUCAAGCUCCCUCAUCGACUGAGACCAGUGCAGAGCAGCAAAAUCAACACAGACUACAGAAGUGAGUUUGCCCGCUGUCUAGAGCCCUUACUGCUGCUGGGACAGCGCUGCCCUCCCUCUGUCGCCGGGUCUACAAGUGUGGCAACAAGGCUCCAGUCCCCUCUCUCCAUGUCCUGCCGCUCCCCAUCUCUCAGUGAGAUGCCCCUAGGCUCUGUGUUGGGGCGAAGGCCCACUUCUCACCGCAACAUCUGCACCAAGGUUCUCCUGGCUGAGGGGAGGGAGACACCCUUCACUGAGCACUGUCGCAAUUAUGAGAACACCUACAAGACGCUCCAGACCGACGUUCAGAAUCUGAAGGAUCAGGUCCAGGAGCUGCACCGAGAUCUGACCAAGCAUCACUCCAUCAUCAACACUGAUAAAAUGGGCGAGAUCCUGGACAGAUCGCUGCACAUUGACAGCCAGAUAGCUGCCCAGUACUCCACUGUGGAAACUGUGAGAGUCAUGUUCGAAGAGAUCUGGGAUGAGACGUUUCAGAGGGUUACUAAUGAGCAGGAGAUCUAUGAAGCCCAGCUUCAUGACCUGAUGCAGCUGAAGCAGGAGAACUUCUACCUGACCACCAUCACCAGACAGAUCAGCCCCUACAUCUUGUCCAUUGCGAAGGUCAAGGAGAGACUGGAGCCCAGGUUUCAGGAGCCUAAAGAGCACCAUGAUGACCGCACAGAAACAAUGCUGAAAAUCUAUGAAGACAGCUCAAUAGCAAAGGAAAGGCAUGACAGUAACAACCAGACCUGUGUCACAGACCAAGACAGAGACAAGAACAACCGCCCGCUGAUCCUCGAAUCGGGGGAGAGCUCUGUCAAGACCAGUCGUCCGGGCAGGCAGAGGGGCCCCAGCACGGAGACGUCCAGCCACAGUGAGAUGCCUUUAUAAACACCCUGUCAUUUGAUUUCCGUCCCCCCCUCUUCCUUCCCUGCCCCUGUGGAGCAAUGGGCCUUAAUUCAACUAUAACAAGCCCAGGAUGGUAUGUGACUUCUUCUGCUGUCCAGAUACUGUACAUAACAUUUUCUCAGCAGCAGGGAGCUGUCAACAGCUCCAAGGUGAGCCCUUGGAUAGACACUAAGUGAACGUACAUACAUGGAGCUGUCAGAGCCUGACACGGAAAAUCUCCUUAUUCAAAGAUAACAAUAUUUUAAAGAAUUGCUUUGGCGUUAUUUUUGAGCCAUGGACUGUUGCAGUGAGACAGUAACAGUCCACCUUUUGUUGCUCUGUUUGUCCUUUCACUGUUUAAAAUGAUAGGUAUGUGUAGAGUGUCAAUUACCUCUCUCUUUUUUGUCUUUUUUUCUACAGUUUGUGUAGAAUUGCUUUUUGCAGGAUCUAUUACUUGCAUACAUUUUUUUUUUUUUUUUUUUUUGAAGGCUGGAGACUGAUGAUGAAUGACUGCCCAGAUCAGGAGAUUGUUGAGGCGCU
Molecule: messenger RNA, 2764 nt
Organism: Seriola aureovittata
Lineage: Eukaryota; Metazoa; Chordata; Actinopteri; Carangiformes; Carangidae
Gene: rnf207a
Product: ring finger protein 207a
Exons: 19
Coding region: 329-2227 (632 amino acids)
Biological process (GO): regulation of heart looping; regulation of cardiac muscle contraction
Cellular component (GO): perinuclear region of cytoplasm
Molecular function (GO): transmembrane transporter binding; zinc ion binding; Hsp70 protein binding
Source: RefSeq, a predicted model, not a curated record